Molecule: messenger RNA, 4387 nt
Organism: Motacilla alba alba
Lineage: Eukaryota; Metazoa; Chordata; Aves; Passeriformes; Motacillidae
Gene: GALNT15
Product: polypeptide N-acetylgalactosaminyltransferase 15
Exons: 11
Coding region: 161-2104 (647 amino acids)
Cellular component (GO): Golgi apparatus
Source: RefSeq, a predicted model, not a curated record
AGCAAACAGACCUCAGAGACUGAGCUCUUCUUUUAAUCACAGAAGUUGCUGUUUUCUCUCAGUGUCAGUGGUUGUUGUUCCAGCCCAGGCUUUUAUAUAUGUUAUUCCUGGACUAAUGAAAACGUGAAGUGCUGCUUGCCCUGCAAUACCAAAUUUAUGGAUGAGGAGACAACUUCAGCUUGCCAGCAUGUUCUUGAGGAAGAAAUGCAGAUAUGGAUCACGUAAGCUGCAGUUUCUCUUGUUGUUUCUGAUGCUGGGGUUUUUGCUACUGAUGGUUACAACGCUGAAUCCACCACCCAGCAACCAGAGCAAGGAAGGGACUUUCCAGCCUGUGGAGUUCAACCCCCGGGAAGGGUAUCAGAUGGACUUUGUGGAGACCCAAGAGAUGCUGGAAACCCAGGAGGAGAGCCAGCAGUACUACCCUUUGGAUGGUCUAUCGCCUUUUAUCUCCCUGCGGGAGGAUGAGUUGAUCAUGGCCGUCGUGUCGCCCACCGGCAAAAGGAACCACAGCAAGGCCAGGAAGGGCUAUCGCGUGGUGAAGCAGCACAGCAGGCGGCCGGAGGGGAAGGCAGAGGGGGGCCCCGAGUCGCAGCCGCUGUCCCUGCCUCUGCAGGACGGGCAAGGGGCUGCUGCGGGGGAGCGGCCGCUCGGCCUGGAAACGCACGGCUUUAACGAGGUGCUCAGCGAACGGAUCGCGCUGCGCCGGGACCUGCCUGAGGUACGACACCCGUUGUGCCUACAGCAAAAAUAUGACUCCGGUCUGCCGACUGCUAGUGUCAUCAUCUGUUUCCAUGAUGAAGCCUGGUCGACUCUGCUGAGAACUGUGCACAGCAUUAUGGAUACAGCCCCAAAGGCCUUCCUAAAGGAUAUCAUCCUAGUCGACGAUCUCAGCCAGCAAGGGCCCCUGAAGUCUGCUCUGAGUGAAUACAUCUCUAAGCUGGAUGGUGUGAAGCUCAUCCGGAGCAACAAGAGGCUUGGAGUCAUCCGAGGUCGGAUGCUAGGAGCCGCACGGGCUACCGGGGAUGUGCUCAUCUUCAUGGAUUCCCACUGCGAGUGUCAGAAGGGCUGGCUGGAGCCCCUCCUGGCCAGGCUCUCCAGCAGCCGAAACAGUGUCAUCUCCCCUGUCAUAGAUGUCAUAGACUGGAAGACCUUUCAGUACUAUCACUCUGUGGGCUUGCAUCGAGGUGUUUUUGAUUGGAAAUUAGAUUUUCAUUGGGAACCAGUGCCAGAGCAUGAAGAGAAGGUACGACAGUCUCCCAUCAGCCCUAUCAGGAGUCCUGCAGUAGCUGGUGCAGUGGUGGCCAUGGAUCGACAUUACUUCCAAAAUACUGGAGCUUAUGAUUCUGACAUGACCAUGUGGGGAGCAGAAAACCUGGAACUAUCUAUUAGGACCUGGCUCUGUGGUGGCUCUGUAGAAAUUAUCCCAUGCUCUCGAGUUGGUCAUGUCUAUCGAAAUCACUUCCCCCGCGCUUUCUCCUAUGAAGAGGCCAUUGUGAGGAACAAAAUCCGAAUAGCAGAGACCUGGCUGGGCUCCUUUAAAGAGAACUUCUACAAGCAUGACACAGUGGCUUUCUUAAUCAGCAAGGCAGAGAAGCCAGACUGCAGCGAGCGCCUUCAGCUACAGAAGAGACUGGGCUGUAGAAAUUUCCAGUGGUUUCUAUCAAAUGUGUACCCUGAACUCUCCCAACCUGGAGACACACCAAGAUUCUCUGGCAAGCUUUACAAUACUGGUGUUGGCUUCUGUGCAGAUUACAGGCCUGGAAGAGCUACUGCAGAAGGGUCCAUUGAACUCUCCCCUUGCAGCGACAGUCCCACCCAGCUCUUUGAAUAUAACAUGAAGGAAAUCGUGCUUGGUUCUGCUCCGCUGCUUUGCUUUGAUGUCAGACACGGGAAGGUUAUCCCUCAAAACUGUACAAAGGAGACAGACAACAGCAACCAGCACUGGGAUGUCCAGGAGAAUGGAAUGAUUGUCCAUGUCCUUUCUGGCAAAUGCAUAGAGGCAGCAAAGAGUGAAGAUGAGAAGGACUUGUUUCUGUGUGCAUGUAACAAGAAUGCAAAUCAGGUGUGGCAAUUUGAGCGUUCCCAUGGGCUACGUCAGCGGUGACUGGCAGGUCUCUGCAGAGGUCAAGUCUCCAAAGUUUAACAUUACUUCUGCUUGGGAUUUAAGAUGCAUUUCCUGCAAGGAUGAGAAAGAUGUUUCUGUUUGCUGUAGCAUGCAAGGAAGUCAGGAAUUUCUCUUGUUUAAAAGCCUGGCUCCUGGUUAAUCUAGCUAAAAUUUCUAUUUAUUCUGUGAAGCAGGGAACAGAGAGAUUGUGAGAAUCAAUAAAUUCUCAACUCCGCUAUUGCAGAAGAUACUUAAGUUUGCCCUUUGAUGGAAAUAUGGAAAAUUGGCUGCCAGACAGCUUGUCUUCAGUAUAUGUUGUGACUUCAGAGGAUACAGGGAAAAAAAUGAGAUUUUUGAAACUGUAAGAAGAAGCCAGCUAAACCAGGACAGGAGUUUAGCCUUGUUUUACAGUGCCCUCCAUUCAUAUAAAACAAAGUAGGUUUUGUAUGUAUAAAAGUAAUAGAUGUUUCCAUAUGUAAAGGCAAAAAUUUUGUUUUCCAAUUAACCUGAUCCAAAUUUCUACUCUCUGUGAGAUUACAUAGAGCAUAAAUUAACACUUAAUUAGGUACUAAUUGCUCUAAUUGACUUGGACUACUAACAGUCUUCAGUGUUUGGCACACCGUUCCUUAAAUCCUUGUCCACAGUCUAAUUUGGAUAGGAGAAUGAGACUGAAAUAUUAACAACUUUUUUGUUGUUGUUUUAAUUAUAUUUAAGGACAACUCCUCAGGAAACUUUUGUGGUAGUAAGGAGGGUAACAACUUCUCUGCUUAUUUGGGAAUAGAAAGAAUCAGCGGCAUCCAUUUGCUCUUGUAAAGCCAUGGGAUGAGCUUACUAUUAUUAUUAUUAUUACUAUUGCUAUCACAGUAACAGAAGUGCUGGCUGAAAACAGCAAGUGAAGGGAAUCAGCCAGUUUCAACAGUGGCUACCUAGGGAAAAAACACUGGCUUGCUUGCAUUUGCUUGCAGCCUGAGUUAAGUCUUUCAAGCUGUCAGUUUUAGCCAAGAAGAUUGUAUAGAUUCUUGCUGUCGUGGUACUUCAAGAUGAUCCUGAAAAGACCAAAUUUUCUAAAGAAGCUUCUUCUGUAGAGCCUGCAUUGCUGCUGACCUGCUGUCUGUCAAAGGAGUGAAUGAGAGAUGAGGUUAAAUAACAAGAAUGGUCUCACACAGUAUGAACUUAGUCAGGCAAACUUCCACUUCAGUAUCUCAUUAGGGUACUUUCCUUUUUGAAGAUGAAGUCAAUGGUGACACUUCCCAAGAGCCUGCUAAGAAAGAACAAAGAUUUGGGAGUCUUCCCACAUCAACACCACAUCUGAUUUAUAAUAUAAAUCAAUCAUAAUCCUGUGUACAUAUUAAAGGGGAAGGGCAUCUUUAAUGAAACUCACUUAGGUUUUGCAUUAUUUUCAAGAGACAGAAAAUUGUGGGGUUUUUUUAAUGUACAGCACAUUACAUUGUUUAAACUUCAGAGAAAGGAAGGAGUAACAGAUUAUUCUGCUUAGAGCCUUCCAGUUAGCUGCUCUCAGUGAAUCAUAAUAAAUUGGUAUCAAGCAUAUAAAAUUGGUUACAACAGAGGACACGAAGAAUAUUCUUUGUUGUGUUGUGCAAAACAUCUCCCAGUGUCUAACCCUCUGUCUACUUUGAGUGCUAAAGAUUCCGCACUGUGUUCAGGCAUCACUCCAAUCAUCUUGAUUACCACUUAUGCUUUCUUUGAUAGCAUCAGAAUCUGUUACUAUUUCUGCUGUGUCAUUUAAAAUUUCCUGUGACAUUCUGGAAAGUGCUUUAAUUUUCAGCUAAGAUGAUGAUAGCAACCUCUUCCAGAACACAAUUGAUACCUGACCAUUGCCCAAAUCUAGGGUGAGAAAAUAGAAUUUUUUUAAUUGCAUCAAAGCUGAGUAAAAUGCUGUUUUAAUGACAUGUGAUGCCUUUAUUUUAAAUUAUGACUAUGCCAGGUUUUUAAAUUAUGUAUUAUUUAUUAUAUUUUGGACACUACACUGGGAAUAUAAUUCCUUCAGAAUUUAGGUAAAUGUUAAAAAAAUGUGUAUACAAAUAUGGUAAUUGACCAUAAGUGAUAUUUAUCACAAAAAAGAAUGAAAAGAUUUUUGGUUAAGAGAGGAAAUGUUUGGAAUUUCAGAGACAUGGACAUCUUCAUUUAUACUACUUUUUAACAUCGUAAUAAAAACCUAGAAAAUAAGGUUUGCUGUAGAUAUAUGUACUCUAUAAAAAUAUGUUACCUAAUACCUCUUUGAAAAAUAAAAUGAAAAUCUAUGGUGCAGUACCAUUUAGAAAA